Arabis nemorensis is the source of this 1821-nucleotide messenger RNA. NCBI's taxonomy places the organism in Eukaryota, Viridiplantae, Streptophyta, Magnoliopsida, Brassicales, Brassicaceae. The record is from the annotation of a GenBank genome assembly.
AUGGAGCAUUACGAGGUUCUUGAGCAAAUUGGAAAAGGGUCAUUUGGUUCAGCUCUUCUUGUGAGACAUAAGCAUGAGAAGAAACUGUAUGUUUUGAAGAAAAUCCGGCUUGCUCGGCAGACUGGUAGGACAAGAAGAUCGGCUCAUCAAGAGAUGGAGUUGAUUUCAAAGAUAAAUAACCCAUUCAUUGUCGAAUAUAAAGAUUCUUGGGUCGAAAAGGGGUGCUAUGUGUGCAUUAUCAUAGGCUAUUGCAAAGGCGGAGACAUGGCGGAAGCGAUAAAGAAAACCAACGGAGUACACUUCUCUGAAGAGAAACUCUGCAAAUGGCUUGUUCAGCUCUUAUUGGCUCUUGAAUACUUACAUGCCAAUCACAUUCUCCAUCGUGAUGUCAAGUGUUCGAACAUAUUCUUAACAAAGGAUCAAGAUAUUCGUCUAGGCGAUUUCGGACUUGCCAAGGUCUUAACAUCAGAUGACCUUGCAUCUUCAGUGGUUGGAACGCCAAGCUACAUGUGCCCCGAGCUACUAGCUGAUAUACCCUACGGGUCCAAGUCUGACAUUUGGUCGCUUGGUUGUUGUAUGUAUGAGAUGACGGCUAUGAAACCUGCAUUCAAAGCCUUUGACAUGCAAGGACUAAUAAACAGGAUUAACAGAUCAAUCGUUCCUCCACUUCCGGCGCAAUAUUCUGCUGCCUUCCGAGGUCUGGUUAAGAGCAUGCUCCGGAAAAAUCCAGAACUCAGACCAAGCGCUGCUGAGCUUCUCAGACAACCGCUGCUUCAGCCAUAUAUCCAAAAGAUUCAACUGAAGGUGAAUGAUCCAGGAAAUAAUGGGUUGCCUGCCCAAUGGCCAGAAUCUGAAUCCACCAGAAGAAACAGCUUUCCUGAGCAGAGAAGGCGUCCUGCAGUCAAAAGCCAUAGCUUUGGCCCAAGCAGGUUUAGGGGUAACCAGGAAGAUUCGGGUUCUUCCAUAAAAAAAUCUGUGCCGGCGUAUCUGAACCGUGAAAGGCAAGUGGAUUUGUCUACAAAUGAAAGUGGUGAUGGAUCUGUUGUCCGUAGAACUUCAGAGGCUUCUAAGACUUCUAGGUAUGUACCAGUGAGAGCUUCGGCCUCACCUGUGAGAUCGAGACAGCCUAGGAGUGACCGUGGUCAACUUCCUGUUUCAUCUCAGCAUACAAACCGAAAACCGGUGGCUUUGAUUCGUAGAGCCUCCAUGCCUAGCUCAAGAAAGCCUGCUAAAGAAAUCAGAGACUCUCUGUACAACUCAAAAACCAGUAUUCUUCACCAGAUAAAAUCUCCUGAUGUGUCAAUAAAUGCACCAAGAAUUGACAAGAUUGAGUUUCCGUUAGCAUCAUACGAGGAAGAGCCAUUUGUUCCGGUUAUGCGUGGGAAGAAGAAGAAAGCAUCGUCUAGAGGUUCCUACAGUCCACCUCCAGAGCCACCACUAGACUGCUCAAUCACAAAAGACAAAUUUACCCUUGAACCAGGCCAAAACAUAGAGGGAGCGAUUAUGAAGGCAGUGUAUCAGUAUGAAGAUGCAUACCCUGAAAACAGGAGCGAAUCAUCUGAUCAGAAUGCAACUGCUGGAGCAUCAAGCAGGGCCUCGUCGGGCGCAAGGAGACAAAGAUUUGAUCCUAGUUCAUAUCAGCAACGGGCCGAGGCAUUGGAGGGAUUGCUUGAAUUCAGUGCAAGGUUGCUUCAAGAUGAGAGGUACGAUGAGCUGAAUGUCUUACUAAGACCCUUUGGUCCAGGCAAAGUCUCACCCAGAGAGACAGCGAUUUGGUUGUCCAAGAGCUUCAAGGAAACUACUACUAAGCUGGAAGAUUGA